Messenger RNA from Ectocarpus siliculosus, 1395 nucleotides. The record is from the annotation of a GenBank genome assembly. NCBI's taxonomy places the organism in Eukaryota, Phaeophyceae, Ectocarpales, Ectocarpaceae.
AUGGAGGGAGAACUCUGUGGUGAUGUGUCGGAGAAGGAGCACGCACAAACCCUCGCCGCCGCCGCCUCCGCCCACGAGCGAUCCGCGCUGGCUCUGUCGGAGACGCGGGGCGCUCUCUCUGAGGCCGAGAGCGCGGCACAAGUGGCGGCCUGGGAGAGCAAGUCCCUCCGCGAGGAGCUGGAGGGUCUCCGGGAACGUUCCGAGGAAUUGUCCUCGGAGCUCGAGGCGACGCGGUCGAGGGAGGCGGCGGCGACGCGGACUGCGAGGGAGGGGGUGGGGGCGGAGCUGGAGGGUCUCCGUGGGGCGGUCGGCGCGGCGGAGGCCGGGAGGGAGCAGGCGGAGGAGGGCCUGGCCCGCCUCAAGGAGAAGAAGAAGAGGGACCUGCAGGAAGUACGGCGGCUGAACGAACGCAUGAUGGAGCUGCAGCAGGCUCGCCGCGAAGAGGUCUCGGAUCUCGAGGGCUCGCUGCAGGAGCUGAGGGCCAAGACGGACGAGUUAGAGCACGCCCUUGCGCAGGAGGAACAACACCAAGGCGGUCGUGCGCGUGAGGAAAUGGUGAGGGGAGGGGAGGGCUUAAGAUCGGAGGAGCGCGGCGGUGGCCCGCGCCGUGAGGAGCGAGAGAAGGAGUUGUCGCUGCUGCGGAAGCUUGUCGAGAAGCUGCAGCGGGAGGUGGAGGGGCUCAAGUCUGACCUUGAGGAGGAGUCUACCGGUCGAAGUCAAGCCCAAAACGCGAAAAAUGUCUCGGCGGCCGCUCUCGGCAGGGCUAACGCAAGGAUCGCCGAGCUCACGUCCAAGUCUGCUCAGCUGACCAGAGCACGCUCGGCGAUGGUGGCUCAGAUCAAUGCUCUUGAAGAGCAGUUGAAAUCCGCCGCACUCAAACAGGCCGCCGCUGCCACCGCGGGGGGAGCCGCCGAGACUAACACGACGGAUAGCGGCUCCGUUGCCGACUUCUCAACGCCCUUGCGAGAUUUGUCCGAGGUGCCGCCUCCAAGCCAACCGCCGAUGAGCGCCGACCCUCCCAUGCGGCAACGCCAGCGGCAUCGCCUGAGCGGGGCAGGCCCUAGCAGCGGCAACUUGGACUUAGAAGACGGUGGUGGGUACUUUGAUGAGGAUGAACACAAGGCACAGGCCAAGCCUGGUGACCACGUCAAGUCCCUGCUCAUCUCCUGCGCUUCGAGCCCGGUCGGAGCGGCCAUCUCCGAACGGCUGCCCGGGCUAGUUACCUGGUUGCACCAACAGCCCCCACAGACGUUGUGGACCGCAGCGAUUGCCUACCUGGCACUGGUUCACCUGCUGGCGGGGUACAAGGCAAUAACCUGCUGAACUGAACCAAACUCGGCCUGACCGCAGCGGUAUCCUCUCGGGGUUCGGUUGUUAUUUGCCGGUACCAUUGGU